Electrophorus electricus (electric eel) is the source of this 8935-nucleotide messenger RNA. It is a transcript of the gene ehbp1l1b, whose product is annotated as EH domain binding protein 1-like 1b. Lineage: Eukaryota; Metazoa; Chordata; Actinopteri; Gymnotiformes; Gymnotidae. Gene Ontology annotation, molecular function: protein binding. The record is from RefSeq and is a predicted model, not a curated record.
UGGACUUUAUUUCCUGUAGACCACAUAAUGUAUUGAACGCCAGGCAGAAUCGGUUCCUCCAGCCGUGAUGCGGUACUUUCCGUAAAUGGCUCGCUCGAUUCGAAACGAUGGGUAGCUCGGUACUCGAGUUGUACAGACAUUGGCUGAAGACAUGUUCGUGUAGCAACGUUUGAAAGCCAUUUACCGCUGCGCUGUGUUUUCCGCUAUUUACGCAACUUCAACCUUGUUACUUGGUUUGCUGGAAAAACACGUCGCUGGGCUGCAUAUCAUUUCCAUGCGCAUGACAUUAAGCGAGACAGCGCCUAAAUAGAAAAUGACUUCUGUGUGGAAGAGAUUACAGAGAGUCGGGAAAAAAGCUACCAAAUUUCAGUUUGUGGCAUCGUAUCAAGAACUUACUCUGGAAUGUACAAAGAAAUGGCAACCAGACAAACUAAGGGUAGUAUGGACCAGGAGAAACAGACGCAUCUGUUCAAAGUUACAUGGAUGGCAGCCAGGGAUCAAGAACCCCUACCGGGGCACCGUAGUGUGGCAAGUACCUGAGAACGUGGAUAUCACUGUCACCCUCUUCAAGGAGCCUCAUGCAGAUGAAUUUGAAGAUAAAGACUGGACAUUUGUCAUCGAAAAUGAGUCAGCAAAGGGCCAGCGUAAGGUGCUCGCCUCUGUGGACGUGAACCUGAAAAAGUUUGCCAGUGCCACUCUGAGCCAGACUGACCUGAUGCUCAAAAUGAAGCCCCUUUCAGUGAAGGUGGUGGAGGCCACGCUGAAGCUCUCUCUCUCCUGUGUGUUCCUCAGGGAAGGCAAAGCCACGGAUGAGGACAUGCAGAGUGUGGCCAGCUUGAUGAGUGUGAAGCCAGUGGACAUAGGAAACCUGGAGGAUUUUAAUGAGAGCGAUGAAGAGGAGGAUAAGAGAUCCAGCACUGGCGCUAAUCUCAGUGCUGCAGCAUUAGCCCCUUCUGGUCCUGAUCAACCAGGAUGCACAAUGGAAAAGAGACUUUCUCUAAAGGGUCCCCUUGCAAUAGGCAGUGGUCCGGAGAGGCCAGGCAGUGGGGUCCCCUCCCACCCUGUCUUGAGCACUGUGUCUAACCCAGCACUGCAGGGUCGUCCUCCCUUACCCCCUGCACACUGCCCUGCCUUCUUCCCACCAUCCUCGCCCACAACCCACUACAGACUGCCGCUCCCUCUGGCCGUGACCCCACAGGGGGCUUUGCGGGACCCUCAGGCACCUGGCUUCCCUGGCUCAUUGCCCCCAGCACUUCCCAAAAUCUUCCAGCCCUGCCCUGGUUCAGUGCCUGCAUCUUUCCAGAGGAGGUCCUCUGGUCCCGAGACCCCCACGGACAAUCCGAUGACCUCUGACUCCCCCCCACUUUGCCCCGCCGAAGCUGUCUCCUCUAAGCUUGCAAAUCCUUUUCUCUCUCAACCUGCUCACACCUUAAAAGAUAUGCUUGGCCCUUCUCCUGCUAAUGUUUUUAAACCCAAGAUUGUGCAGGAGUAUGUGGCGCAUUCUCCUGUUCCCUUCCAUGAACCCCAAAUCACAACCUCUUCUCUCCCCGAUUCAAUUAAACAUCCAUCUGUCUCAUCCUCGGUUUCCUCACAGCAGGACAAACAGAGUGUAUCUUCUGCUCUGUCCUCCUCCUAUUUCUGCCCAUCUCUGAGCGACCCCGCGGCCCCCGUUCCUCUGCUGAGCAGCCCAGAUCUGGAAGCUCUGUGUGAACCUGCUCACACCUCACCUGCCCCUCCGCCCUUCUCAGAACCUUCUGUCCUACCCCUCCACAUGCUCCAAACACCCCCAGCCCCUGUUCCUGCUCUCAGACCUGCCCCCUUGCCACCUUUCCCCCUCUCUGCUCUGUCCAGCCGUCAGAAUCCUCCUGCUCCCACUGCAGACUCUAAGAUGUCACAGCCUGUUCCUGAGUUAAAGAGCUCUGAGUCCACACAACCUUUGACCUUGAUCCAGCUCAGGCAGAAUCAGCACUCAUCUCGGGCUGUUGGCAGCAUCAGUAUUGCCAACACUCCACCUAGCACCUACUUGACAAACCACACCCACUCCAAAAGCCACACCCACUCCGAACACCACAAACAGGUCCAGGAUGAGGAGAUGCAGCUCACCAGUUCCCACCCUACCACUGCAGCUGAAAAUCUGGAGCAAGAACGAAAGCCAGCUGCUGCUCCUGGACAAAGGUUUUCGGAAAUGUCUGGAUCAGAGGACGUAGACAUCACGGCCCUACCUGCUCCUUGGCCAUUUUCUCUCUCAGAUACUCUCUGUCCUACACAACCUUCCAUCAUGACAGAGAAACUUCCAGAGAAAUCCACAGAAGUGUUUGUAUCAAGAAAGGCACCACUGGCUGAAGAAGAAGAUUAUGAAGAUGAAGCCUUUGAAAAGGUGCCUGUAACUUCUCAAGCUCUCAAAAAGGCCACAGUUGAAGAACUGUCCAAGAACACCAUGCUUAUUAAAGAUAAGUCUUCAUUGGCCAAGGCUUUCUCUGCUCAUUCACAAACUAAAACGGAGAGUGAUCUUAAUGAAACAGACAAAGCACUGCCUGUGUCUUCCAGUCUGUCCCAAGUUACACUAUUUAAUGAAAAGCCCAGUAUUAAUUUUUCAGAGCAACCAGAAUCAAAGCCUGAGUCAGCAGACAUCCCUAGGCUGAAAGAGGAACCAGCCACUCCAAAUGCCGAGUCAUCUGUUAUCACUGCGGAUCUGAGCAGAGCAGACGAGGGCAAAGCCACGCUUAAAACCCCAACUACUUCUGUCCCCUCAUUAUUGUCCACUGAGCAAUGCCUGACUGUAGACAAACAACAGUCACCACAGGCUUUGGUGUCCCCAUGGCCCAGAGAAACCUGUUCGUUUGAGGCUAAUUUGACCGAAACUGAUUUUGACAGACAGACUGCUGUACCUGGGGCCAGCUUAAGUCAAGCAUUGGCAGAUAUGAAGCCCCUUCCAAUCAGCCAGUCCAGCAGUGACACAAAUAUGGAGGCCUUGCCCAGCACAUCAGCUCUGUCUGAGCUAGGUUCUUCCAGCCUCCCUAAGUACCGAGAGCCUAAGGCCCUGAUGACCUCAUCAGCCCAGAUGACCUCAUCAGCACACCCACAGCCAGGCCUUGUUCUGGACUCAGAGGGUUCUACUGAGGUGCAAAAGACUGUGGAUCCAGGCGGUUGUAAAAAAGCUCACACAGAGGGCCCCAUCUGGGCUGCCUUAGAGCAUAAAGUAAUGGAUCAGAAAGAACUCUUCAUUACAGAAGAGACUCCCCAGGACAAAACAAGUAACAGCCUGGAGAAAGCAGAGCAUGAGGCUGAGGUUAUUUCCAGCAUGGAGCUGUCAAAGCCAGGUGAAGAUAAAGCCAUUGAUCAGGUGGAAGAUGUGAAGAAACUCAACCUGAACGAAGUCGAAACUCUGACAGCAGCUAUUCACAAAGCACAACCAAAGCCUCCUGUUAUGCAGGAGAAGCUGAAAGAAGUCAAUAUAGAACCUUUGGUACAAUCUACAUCUCAGUCCCUUUCCGCUAGCACUUAUCUGAAGGACAAGCCCAAUGGGACCUUAACGUGCUUUGAUAGUCUCCAGCCUGAUAUUAACACAAUGUUAAGUGAUGAGGCAAAGAGAAUAAAUGUAAAAGCAAAAGGUUCGUCUGAAGCAGAGAGUCCAUUAUGGGCAAGUUUAGAGAAAAAGGCAAAGGAGAAAGGACAUGAGGAGUUAGGCCCAGGACAACAGGACACAGGCCAACACACGUCAGAAGCUGAAACUCAGCCAGAGGAGCCAGACAACGUUCACCUCUUAUCAUCUGCACAGAGCCAACAGCAGGAAGAUGUUAACGGUAACUUUGUAAGAUCCAGAGCCAGGCCACAGGAAGGGUUUAUAGUUAAAAAAUCCAACAUGGAAAGGAUGGCAGUAAUUGAAUUCAGUAGGAAGAUGGUGGACUAUGGAAGCUGUGAGAUUCAACGCACAGAAGAGCAGAGGCAGUGGGUUUCUCCUGGCCCUCCCUUAAAGCUGCCCCCGGGGCAGCAGAGGAAUGGAGGUGCUGUUUCUCACAAGCAGACGGAGGUUCCACUCCAGCUGAGCACAGGGGCAGAGGUGGGAGAUGCAGCAUACAGUGAGGAGCGAGGCUUUGCAUCUGGCCAAGCUGGCAGCUCUGUAGGCCUCGUGUGGGGAGUAUUGGGUGCUCUGUACAGAGGUUAUGAGACAGUGGCUUCCAUGUUGCUGCAGUCAGAAACUGAUAAAGUCGAUGGAACAGAGUCUGCAGAUCAGGAUGAGAUGAGAAUCCUUCCAUGUGAGCUCUUUAAUGAUGCUACAGAUCCUGCCAAAGACUCUCAAGAUUCCAGGAUGCCGAUUCCUAAAGAAUCUGUUUGGUCCCAGAGUGCCUGCUUGGGAGAGAGCAAAGUGCUGUCUCCAGCAGAGCCUUCGGGACGGAGCUUCGUUGAGUGUUUGAGGCUCGCUGCUGCAGAAGCAGAGAGUGGCCUGGGGCAGAAACAAGAGCAUAGAACAAGCAUCGAUGAGGAAAAAGAAGCAGAAUGUGAAGUGAAAAUUUUGAAAGAACUCCCAACACAGUCUCCAUCAGAAGAAAAGAAAACCAUAGCAAACGAGCCCAAGCCUAGAGCAUGUAAGAGUACACUAGUUGGUGGUGAGAAGACUAGAGGGGCAUCACCCACUCAAACACCCUUAGAAAGUGAUCAAAGUAUGAGCAAUAAUGGGGCACUCAGUAUUUGCUCCACUGACGUCAUUCCUCCGUUGAAGGAAGUAGACUUUGAUGACAUAGCAAAUGAGCAAUGCUUAAGGAAAACUAAUGAAGAUGAAGGUCCUAAAAAGCCAAGCCUUCAGAAAGCAGAUCCAUAUCCAGCCCCUCUGGUUCUGUGCUUGGAUGGCGAGUCUUUGGAGGAGGACCUUGAGUUUGAGGCUGCUCAGGAAGAUUUAGGGACUGUGUGGCUGGCUGAGCUUUACAUGGAUGAUAGCCGGAGGGAAACGGUGCUUGCGGAAGGACUCUCUCCUCACCAGUCACUGAUGCUGGAUGGGCCUGCUCCACUCUCAGUGCAAGUCCCACCAGCAACAGCAUUACAGAGCUCACAGGCAGACAAGACAGAGUCUCUACACCCUGCAGAAGAUGUUCCAUCCCAUCAAAGCAUGAAGGAAGAGGCUGAAUCUGCAGGCUUUAUGCAGGAUGCUGGCCCUGAUGCUGUAAACCAGAACACAGUGUCUGGCUCUGCUGCCAGAGAUCUCGUCCCAGCACAGCAGGAUAAAAAAAGGGAUAUUGCUACAUCAACUGUGAGUGAACAGAGAGGAAGAAACAACGAUCAGCACUCUAGGGGAAGUAAGACCUCCCUAUCAGCGCAUGCUGCUACAUACAACAAUAGUGCUGACCUCAGUGUCAGAGUAAAUCAGAUGGGUAAAGAGAGUUUCCAAUUUGAGACCACAUUAACAGCUCCCUCAGAGAACAAUUUAGUAUCCAGUAUAAAACAGUCCCAAAUUCCUGAAGUGGAGAAGCCAGCUGGCUCAGUGAAGGAUGUUUCUGCAGGGACAGCAGUGGAGACCUGGCCCAAUGAACCACAUGGCACAAUAAAUGGAACAACUGAUGAGACAGGCAGCGUAUCAGAGGAGAGCACCCUGCUGGCUAAAAUUCUGAAAAUGGCAGAAGACACCGAAGUGUCACCUGUUCCCGUUCCUCGCUCCAGGAAACUCCUCAUCCCCUCCAAGUCUGAUUUUGAGCUUCCCCCAUCUCCUUCUCUUCAGGUCAAAGCAGACAGUAUGACACCCGUGAAUGAUGCAUUAAUGACAGAGCAGAACAAUCUCCCUGCUGCACAUGGGCUGCCAGCAGCAGUGAGCGUUGUAGAAGCCAAUACAGACAUCACCAAAAUAAACACAGAAGAAAAGAGGCCGUCAGAAAGCCUCAAUGACACUCCAUCAGCAUUCACUGAGUCAUCAGGCAGUAAUAUGACUGUCAUACUGUCAGGGCUUGAGCCUGGACAGAUCCUGAGAUCAGAAGGGAAUGAUGAGUCUCUCAAAAAAGACAUUUAUCCAAAGCAGCCAAAAGAAAAUAUACCUGAUGUAACUGAAUGUUGCAUUGAUGCAGUUACAGCAAUGACUAUAACCCCAGACCACAGAGAUGUUGGUGCAGUUACAGCAGUGACUAUAACCCCAGACCACAGAGAUGUUGGUGCAGUUACAGCAGUGACUAUAACCCCAGACCACAGAGAUGUUGGUGCAGUUACAGCAGUGACUAUAAGCCCAGACCACAGAGAUGUUGGUGCAGUUACAGCAGUGACUAUAAGCCCAGACCACAGAGAUGUUGGUGCAGUUACAGCAAUGACUAUCCCUCCCAGCCACACAGAUUUGUCAGCAAAAAGAGAUGGAAAUGAGGGCUUUCAUUUAAAGGUCAAAUAUGAAGAGGUUCAAACUGAAAAGUUGAAACCACUCCCAGUCCUGGAUGAAGUUUGUAGUUUCCUGCCAAAGGAUUCUUCUAGAUCAUCUAUGCCAAGAACCAAUGAAACUGCACCUGAUGGAGAGACUCACCCCCAGAGCACUCACCCCAAGGGCGGUAACUCAACAGCUGCUCAUGAAGAAUCACCAUUGCUGGAGACAUCACCCACUGUCCUGCCACCUCAACGCAGCAAAAAGAAAACCAUCCCACCUCCAGUGACGACAGGAGAGGAGGUCAGGGAUGACACAUCCACACCUGAACAGGUUAUCUCCCAUCUACCAAGCCCAGGUCUGGUAAGCUCUACACAGUCUCUACUGGACUGGUGUCAGGAGAUCACUAAGAACUAUAAAGGAGUGAAGGUCACUAACUUCAGCACUUCCUGGAGGAAUGGCCUGGGUUUCUGUGCCAUCUUGCAUCACUUCUAUCCUGACAAAAUUGAUUUUGAGGAACUGGAACCCCAUAACAUAACGUUCAAUAACAAGAGAGCCUUUGAUAGUUUCGCAGCGCUGGGUAUCUCUCGCCUGUUGGAGCCAUCAGACAUGGUUCUGAGCUCGGUUCCGGACCGGCUGAUCGUGAUGACCUACCUGAGUCAGAUCCGUAGCCACUUCACAGGCCAGGAGCUGAGUGUGCUGCAGAUAGAGCAAAACAGCAGCCAGUCCAGCUACACAGUGGCAGCGCCCAGCCAGGGCUCGGACCUGCAUGCAGCUGCCCGCUUCUGUGCCCAGAGGCUGCAGGCAGGAACUAAUGGCACAAACAGCCAAGCGCAGGAGGCCACACCAGAGGGAGACAAACCCAACAGCAGCCUGGUUCCACCACCAAGGACUAAACGUGCAGGGAAAACAGAAGAGGACGGUUCAGAGGGAGGAGAGCAGAUGCCGGUGGCCCCACCAAGGACAAACACAGCUGCGUUUAAAUCAGGCCUUGGGCAUGAGAAAGGUAAAGAUGAGGUGGAGGGGAGGAGCAACCCUGCAACUGCUGCAGACAGCGCUGAAUCUAAAUCCUGCGAGUUGCCAAAAGAGUCCAGGCUUGUGGAAGAGGAAACUAUGGUCAGUAAACCCUCGCGUCUGCAAGACACCAGUCAGUAUGUCCUGAGUGAGCAGCAGGCCCUGGAGGCAGAGCAGAAACACAUCGACAGCAGAGCAGCAGUGGUGGAGAGGAGGCUCAGACGCCUAAUGGAGACAGGGAGUGAUAAAGAACAGGAAGAGAAGCUGAUCCAGGAAUGGUUCACACUGGUUAAUAAAAAGAAUGCUCUGAUCAGGAGACAAGACCACCUGGAACUACUGCAGCAGGAGCAGGACUUGGAGAGGAGGUUUGAACUGUUGACCAGAGAGCUGAGAGCCAUGAUGGCUGUCGAAGAGUGGCAGAAGACUCAGGCCCAGCAGCACCGGGAGCAGCUGCUCCUGCAUGAGUUGGUUUCUCUGGUCAACCAGCGUGACGAGAUCGUCAGAGACAUGGAUGCAAAAGAGAGAGGGGCACUGGAGGAGGAUGCAUGGCUGGAGAGAGGCUUGGAGACCAGACGCAGGAAAUACAGCAACAAGGACAAAUGUGUUUUGCAGUAGAGCCUGGACCUACAGUGGGGAAUUCUGGGAAAUAAACUAGACCCUUCAGCAGCUGACAGUCUAGCACCAAUCACUGUGUUUAAGAAAACAAAAUUAUACCAGAGUGAUACCAAAAUGACACCAAUGUGCCUUUUAGGGCUCAGAGACUGCAGAGCUCUGUCUGUUUGUGAACAGGAGAUACAAGUCUAUUCUACACAAUGUACUAUACUGGUCAUGCUAAAUACACUGAAAAAAUGGUUCUAUUUUUGUGUGUUACACUUUGCCAAGGAAGAUUCUUCAUGAGAAACAUGUCUCUACAACACCAGCAUUACUGUAUGUGUCAUGUCUACUAAAUAAGCAUUACUGUAUUCCUUUUUAGCUGUUUGGUCAUGUGUGUUUCUCCUAAUGUCUGUAUGAGUGUCAAAUAGCCUCUUUAUUGAGUUUGUUCUGUUGAAUUCUGGAUGCAUUUAUCAAUUAGUUUGUAACUGUUUGGAACAUAAAUUCACCUGUUCAUUCACCUGUUCAGAUUAAUGUAUCACUAGAGCUCAUUCUAUUACACAAUGCAGUGCCUUAAAAACGUUUUGAUACAUUUGCCAAGUAAUGUGUGAUUUCUGUUUUUAGGCUUGUUUUAAAUUUAUUUCGAUAUUUUUUUGUAGAUAUUUGAAAGUGUAACGUUAAAAUGCUUUUGUCCUGUUUUUAUUUAAAGCCUAAGUUAGUGAUUGCUGUAAAUGGCGGAUCAGCUUUUAUUUUCCACUGAGGGUGAGUGUGAACAGCACGACACACUAAUCGUCUGAGUGCAGUAAACAUACAGUUCAGCUGCUUAUGUAACUCCCUGUUAGUGACCUCAGAGCUGUUGUAGAGUGGGUGAAGUGGUGUUUCUGUUGUUCCUAACAAUGCCUGUAAAUUAUGGUACCACUUCCUCUGUGGAGAGAUGAAUGACAAUGUUUUCGGUAUGCAGACUGUUGUAUUCAAUAAAGUUUGAUGCUAUUUUAACAGUUA